Psilocybe cubensis is the source of this 1437-nucleotide messenger RNA. RefSeq lists its product as uncharacterized. The record is from RefSeq and is a predicted model, not a curated record. The coding region runs from base 1 to 1437 and encodes 478 amino acids. NCBI's taxonomy places the organism in Eukaryota, Fungi, Basidiomycota, Agaricomycetes, Agaricales, Agrocybaceae. Gene Ontology annotation, molecular function: oxidoreductase activity; FAD binding. The transcript has 10 exons.
AUGUCAGCCACCGAUGUGCUCAGCACAUUCACUGCACGGUCAAAUGCUUUCAGCAUAGAUCCGAGUGAAUGGGCUUUUUUAAAUGCCACACUCGGAGGACGUCUCAUGCAAGCAAUACCAGUUGCCCAACCAUGCUUUUCUCAAGGUGGCGGGUCAAACCAGACGGCCUUUUCGGACCUGCAAACGCAUAAUGAAGACCACAUUUUUCGAUCCAACCACUUUGGCGCCUACGAGAAUACUAACUGGGAGACAUGCCAAAGUACGGGAGAUGAGUGCUUGCUGGACUGGACGGAUCCCACCAAUCCAACUGCGUUUGCGACUCCUCAAAAGUGUCUGCUGGGUAACAUACCAAGUUAUUAUUAUAUGAAGAUUGAUAUCUCAGGACCGAAUGAUGUGAAAGCUGCGUUCAACUUUGCGAAUCAGACAGGGAUUCGGCUUUCUAUCAAGAAUACAGGGCUUACUCUCAACGAAACAUUUAUUCCCGAUGGUUGCAGCGCUUCCGAAUCAGGCAUGACAGCGAUAACAAUCGGAGCAGGCCAACAGUUCCGCACCAUAUACAACUUUGCGAAGUCAAACAAUAUCACAGUUGUGGGCGGGGCUGACCCCGCUGUUGGAGCGUCGGGCGGGUGGGUUAUGGGUGGCGGACACAGCGCAUUGUCCGUUACUAUGGGCCUCGGGGUGGACAGAGUGCUGGAGUUCAAGAUAGUUACACCGGAUGGGCAGUACCGUACUGCAAAUCGAUGCCAAAACCAGGAUUUGUUUUUUGCGCUGAGGGGAGGUGGAGGAGGGACAUUUGGUGUUGUGCUGGAGAGCACACAUAUGGCAUCUCCACGGGUGACUAUCCAAGCGCAACCGCCAGCUGGAGCUGCCUUCUGGGCAAAUCCUGUUCUCAACGCGACUGAAGCGAAACACUCUGCCUCUGGAAUGGUCGACGCGUUCGCCUCCGUAAACGGCACUACUACUUUCUUUACGUUGGACUCCUUUUCCGACUUCUACGAUAUGUUUAUUGACCAGCAACCAGACCCAGUUGGGCGGCCCCAAGUAAUAGGCACUCGCCUGAUCCCAUCCGACAAGUUUGACGACGACAUCCUAAUAGAAGCUAUAAUAAGCGGUAUGCUUGAUUCAGACUUCAGCCAGAUCACCGCUGUCACCCCAUUCUCUUUUAAAAAAUUCAACGGCAACGACACCUCCAUAAACCCAGCUUGGAGGACGGCAAUAUGGCAGACUGUACUCAGCUAUGCGUGGAAUUUUAACUCAACACUGGAGGACCGCGUCGGGUCCUACAAUAAGGUAACACAAGGCAUGUCAAUCAUCCGCGAGCGCACACUAGAUGCUGCUGUAUACUUUAAUGAAGCUGAUGUGUAUGAGCCGGACUAUAUCAAUGCAUUCUGGGGAGAAGACAACUAUAAGAAGCUGUUAGCUAUCAAGCAGAAGUAG